AUGAUCAACGAUGACAACUUCCAGCUGCGACUCCUCGAGGGAAACCAGACUUCUUUUGACUUCGGUGACUGGUGGGACCCCGGUUGGAUGUCCGCCCUCACCAACAGUGCCGGCUCCCCCGGCAGUAGCAGUGUGCCUGCUUCGCAGAUCUGGUGUGCCCAGGAGGAUAACCUCAGCGUGCUACGCAGUGGUCGCCAAAUUGAGCUGACUCCCAUAGUCUCCUGGCGCACAGUGCUCAUUCUACGACUUAACGCCACAGGUGCUGCCUCACCUGGUAUGACGGCAAGAUUCAGAGCCUUCUAUAAAUUCACUUUGGGUGAGUUGAGUGCUUCAUAA
Molecule: messenger RNA, 336 nt
Organism: Dibothriocephalus latus
Lineage: Eukaryota; Metazoa; Platyhelminthes; Cestoda; Diphyllobothriidea; Diphyllobothriidae
Source: the annotation of a GenBank genome assembly